AAUUCGUAAACUUGAAAUCGUAAACUCUUGUAGUCAAAAUUGUGAAGUUCAAAACGUGAAUUCACGAAGUUGAAAUCGUGAAUUCAAGAAGUUGAAAACGUGAGUUCGUGAAGUUGAUAAUGAAUUUAUGAAGAUGAAAUCGCAAAUUCCGUAUGUUGAAAACGUAAAUUCGCGAAUUUAGAAUUGUGCAUUCACAAAGAUAAAAUCGGGAAUUCAUGACGUUGAAAUGUCCCAACUGGUCUCUCAUAUGUAUAGUAUUAAUUAUAUAAGCUUCUCACCAAAUAAUAUACAAUAUAUUGAAUUAAUAAAUGAAAAUAAGAAAUGAACGAAGUUCGAAAGUCACACUAACCCUAUGUAGUUUAUAUGUUGACAUGGAAUGUUACUUCAUCUUAAAUGACGCCUUAUUUUCUAUAAUAUUUAUCAAUUUAAAUCGAUCUGUUAUCGCCCGAGUAGAUACAUAGAUUUUAUAUAAAAAGGCACACCAUGCCAAAGUUAAUCAAAUAUCAAAGCUGGAUACCCCAUCCGAAUGAAUCUCUCUAUAAAAAGGGCAGAUUAAUUUAGAAUAUUUGCGUCUUUUCAUCGCAGCUUUCACUCGUAGCUAGGGAUUAGAAAAACAUGUUUUCCUUUUAACAAUAUCCAUUAGAGAUAAUCUUGGUAUCUUUUUUUUCAAGAACAUUAUUUGUGAAUGUAUUUCACGUUUUGUCACUUUUAUUGAUUAUUGACAAGUUUGAAUUUAUUUGGUAAAAGUAUAGGAUAUUUGUUAAUGUUGGUAAAAUGUUGUUUUAAUGACGUAUUGAUUAUUUCUCUAAAGUUUUGGAUUGGAAUACAAGGGACUGAAUGAGUCAUAAUAAGCCACGAUGGGAUGUAAAAACUCGAAAACGGUUCCCACUGAAAAUGUGGAUUACAGGAACGUCCCAGACGUGAAUGAGAACUACCCUCCUCCAUAUGUUCCAGACUCGACUAGGGCAGAACUAUACGAUGAUGAUGUUAACACAGAUAUACAGAAGAAAAUUGAUGCGAUGCCAAAAGGGACUGAUGGUAGUUACAAGACUUUGCUGGAAUACUUGUCGUCAGGGGCAACAAAAGAAACACAACAUGUAACUGCUAUAUAUUUAUGGAUGAAAGCUCAGGAUUAUAACAGCGCUGCCCUGGAUCUGGUUAAAGAAGGAGACACUCCAAGGGGAUACAUGAAAAUGAUAAAAGAACAGAGGGGUGACUUCACAACUUUCUUCACAAUUAUGUGCAGACGAUCAGGUAUUCCAUGUAACAUGAUAACAGGACUAGGCAAAGACGGAUCAUACUACAUUGGAAUGCCCGAGAACUCCAUGCAGACAAAAUGGAAUGCUGUGUAUACCGACGAGGAAUGGCAUUUAGCUCAUAUAGAAUGGGCAAUGCAAAACCGUGACAGUCCUGAUGGUGCAGAGGACCAAAAUUUCUAUUUCCUGACUGACCCGGAUGAUUUUUCUACAAUAUGUUACCCAACCGACUUCAACUGGCAGCUUUUAGAUCAGCCAAUGUCCAAGAAACAAUUUCUUAAUCUUCCUUAUUUUGGCCCGCAUUUCUUCAUGAUGAACACGUCGAUUUUAUCGCCAAAGUCUGGAAUAGCAAAAGCAGCAAAUGGCAAACUCGAUGUUGAAAUAGGAUUUCCUAAAAGACACAUGGAAAAUAUUGACGUCAGUUCUGUAACAACUUUUAUUGGAAGAUUGAAUGAAGUCAAUAAUACAGAAACGUCAUUAAACAAUUUAGAUAAAUAUGUGUUCGUAAAUAGAAAAGCUUCAAAAUUUAUUUUCGAGGUGACUUUUCCAACAGCUGGCCGAUAUUUAUUUGACGUUUAUGGAGAUUACGGUGAUAAACAAGUGAAAAAAGAUAAAAAGUCAUCCAAGAAACCAGGCAAAGGACUUCAUCGGUUAUGUCAAUUUAGGAUAAUUUCUGAAAAAGAAUUUGAAGACGGUGAUAUAGAGCCCCUGCCAGAUUCUCCCGAGAAUGGAUGGGGGCCUGGUCCACGAUGCCGGCGUCUUGGUCUAGUACCUUUAACGCAUUUUGAGAGUUGUAUUUAUAUGAAACCAGGGGAGAUAAGAGAUGUGUACUUCAGGAUGGACAAUGAUCUGGAUGUAACCUGUCAACUUACACAUAAUUUCCUCCCAGUUUAUGAACUCGUAGAACAAAUAGAAUGUACAAAAGGCGACAGUGAGGUUCAGAUUCGAGUUAGAAUCCCAGAGAUGGGUCUCUAUGCAUUAAAGAUCUACUGUAGAGAAGCCGGUUCUAAAGUAUUUGACGAGGCGUGUGUAUACCUCAUUAGACAGAGAGAAAAGGCUCGUUUACCUGAGAAACACCGUGAUAAAAUGCUCCGUAAUAGACUUGAGUACCACAUCAAGAACCAUACAACGGAAGCAGCUCUUAUAGACGCUCUAGACGUGUAUAAAUGUUACAAUGUUCCUGAUCAUGGUGAAUUUGUACAAGGACAGGACAAAUUGAAACAAUACUGGGAAAUAAAGAGAGAAUUGAGAUCAGCGAUAAAAGGACGUAACGUGAACGUUGUCAAAAAGUGGAUAGCGAGGGCAAAGAGGUCCACAUAUCAACAAGACUUGCAAGACGAUAUCAACGAAGCAGAACGACUACAGGACAACUUGAAUAAAAUGAAAGGUCACAGACACCCGAUGGCAAAGAUGGACCCUCAGACAAUUAUAGAAAUAAGGAACUACAAAAGACCGCCGAAAAUUGUUCAUGAUGUCAUGUCGUCAACAUAUUUAUUGCUAGGUGAACGUAAAGAAUAUGUGCAGGAUUGGGAAGAUAUACAAUAUUUGUUGGGUAAGCAUGGAUCAGACAAUAUACAAAAGAGAGUGGUAACAAGACGGCCGGAAGAUAUAGAUAUAGAAAUAGCUGACGAUGCGGAUUCUCUUAUUCAGCCGUAUAGUAUCGACAAAUGUAGAGAUGUGUCGAAUGGCAUAUGUUCCUUUUAUAAAUGGAAUAAACACAUGAUAAAAGAAGUGAGACAAAAGGACCAAUCAGAAAGAGAAAGAAUGGAAGAAGAAAUGCAGCAAUUGGAGGAUGAUGUCGAACUACACGACGCCAAAGACGAAUCAACCUUAUCAGAUGAUAAAAAGGGCGAACAUGUCGUUUAUAAGGGAAGGGGUGAUGUCAAUGAUUUGGAAAAAGAUGUCAAUGAUGUUAAAGAUGACCCCGGUAAUGUUAAAAGCGAGGCAACAGAUGAACAUGGCGAAAGUGAAAUCAAAAAUAGGCAUUUUAUGAGCCCAUCGAAACCACCGGAAACGAAACAAGUCUCACCCGUUGCAUACGCAGGUUGGAAACCGGCCGAUAUACAAUAAUCCAUGAAUAACUCACUAACAAAACAACACUGUGAUAUCGAGGACUACAUAGUUCAGCUGAAGCAAUAUAAAUCGUUGUGAUAUAUCUAAAACAAUGUUUAUUUAAAAGUUUAUUAAUUUGUACUUGACAUUUGAGAGUAUAGAUUACAAUUUGCCUGUAGUCAUUAUAUAUAUACUUCAAUAUACUUAAAUAGAUAUUUUUCUUGAAAUACGUAGCUUUUAUUCUUCGAAGUUGUUAUUUUCUUAAAUUUGUUAAAUUAUUAAAAAAUUUAUU
Ruditapes philippinarum (Manila clam) is the source of this 3600-nucleotide messenger RNA. Its product is annotated as lim and transglutaminase domain protein ltd-1-like. The transcript has 12 exons. Lineage: Eukaryota; Metazoa; Mollusca; Bivalvia; Venerida; Veneridae. The record is from RefSeq and is a predicted model, not a curated record. The coding region runs from base 858 to 3326 and encodes 822 amino acids.